Molecule: messenger RNA, 744 nt
Organism: Rotaria sp. Silwood1
Lineage: Eukaryota; Metazoa; Rotifera; Eurotatoria; Philodinida; Philodinidae
Source: the annotation of a GenBank genome assembly
AUGGUAUGUAAUGCUGGACCAAUUAUGGGUAUUAAUCGUUAUCUUGGUCGUCUUCUUGGAUUAUUUUUUAAUGAUGCAACUCAUUGUAAAAAAUUACAUAAAGCUUAUAAUGUUAUACAUCACAUGGAAUUCUAUCAGAAAAGUGGUCAUCUACUACCAACCACUCUAUUUGUUUCAUUUAAUAUUAAUGAUUUAUGUAUGAAUUUUUCACAUCAACAAGUUAUGGAUGCAUUAGAACAUUUCCUCCACUCUUACAUCUCAUCAGAUCAUUCUAUUCAAGGUAUGACAAUUAGUACAAUUCUUCAACUUGUUCGUCUUGUACUCGACGAACAAUAUUUUAUUUACAAUUAUACAUUAUAUCGGCAAACUGCUGGUCGUGCUUCUGGUUCAUCAUUAACUAUUCCAUUAGUCUAUAUCUAUUUAUUUUAUUGGCAACAAGAUAUAUUAGAAGAUCUUAUUAAUAAGAAUGAACUCUUUUUCAGAUAUCGAGAUGAAGCAUUUAUUACACGGAACAGAUCUGAAGAUGAACUUGGUAUAUUACUUUCUAUGGCUAAUUCACAAUUUUCACAACCUAUAUGGAACAUAACUGAUAUUGGAUCAACCAUUUAUUUUCGUGAUAUUCUCAUAACUAACAAUAAUGGACUUCUUCGAACAAGUGUUUAUCAUGAAGAAACAUUCGAACGGAUUAUGUUACUAUCAUCAUUUCGGGAUAUUCUUCAACCUGCAAUCAAACAAGACACAUGA